AUGGCAGAUGAGAGUCUGCAUACCAUGCCGUUGGAGCACAACAUCGACUAUCACAUCGUGACCCUCUUCGAGCGUUUGGAGGCAAUGCGUAAGGACUCGCCCGGAGGCAGCAAUGGGGUCAACAAUCGCCUGUCCAGCACCCUUCAGGCGCCCAAGCGCAGCAUGCAGGCCGAGAUUCGUACUCUGGAGUUCUGGAGAUCCAUCAUCAGCGAAUGCCUGGCCUCGUUCCUGUACGUGUUCAUCGUCUGCGGUGCCGCCGCAGGCGCCGGCGUGGGGGCCAGUGUCUCCUCCGUGCUGUUGGCCACGGCUCUGGCCUCUGGACUGGCGAUGGCAACACUGACGCAGUGCUUCCUUCAGAUCUCGGGCGCCCAUGUUAAUCCCGCCGUGACCCUGGCCCUGUGCGUGGUGAGGAGCAUUUCUCCGAUUCGUGCCGCCAUGUACAUGACCGCCCAAUGUGGUGGAGGAAUUGCCGGAGCUGCUCUGCUUUAUGGAGUCUCUGGGCCAGGAUAUCAGGGAAAUCUACUGGCUGCCAUCUCACAGAACGUUUCCCUGGCCGCCUGGGAACGCUUUGGUGUGGAAUUCAUCCUCACUUUUCUGGUGGUGCUCUGCUACUUCGUGUCCACAGAUCCCCUUAGGAGAUUCAUGGGCAACUCCGCCGUCAUUGGAGCUGCAUACAGCGCCUGCUGCUUUGUGUCGAUGCCCUACCUGAAUCCAGCCCGAUCCCUGGGUCCCUCGUUUGUGCUGAACAAAUGGGACAACCACUGGGUGUACUGGUUCGGACCUUUGGUGGGCGGCAUGGCCUCCGGCAUUGUGUACGAGUAUGUGUUCAACUCGCGCCGCAACCUGCGACAUGGCAAGGGAAGCAUUGACAAUGACUCCAGCUCCAUCCACUCGGAGGACGAGCUUAACUACGACAUGGACCUGGAGAAACCCAGCGGCAAGUACCAGCAAUCGCAGGGCACCUAUCCCCGUGGCCAGAACGGUGGCAAUGGCGGAGGUCAGCAGCAAGGCAAUGUUCAACAUCAAGCCGGGAAUAUGGGCCAGAUGACGGGAGUGGUGGCUGCUCCUGGGCAAGGAAACUACUGCCAGAACCUGUAUACGGCUCCGCCACUCUCCUCCAAGUACGAGCAGCAGCAGGAGCCGCUGUAUGGUGGAACCCGCUCGCUCUACUGCCGCUCCCCAACCCUGACCAGGAGCAACCUGAAUCGUUCGCAGUCCGUCUACGCCAAGAGCAACACAGCCAUCAACAGGGACAUUGUACCACGCCCUGGACCACUGGUGCCCGCCCAAAGUCUCUAUCCCAUGCGCACCCAACAGCAGCAACAGCAACAACAGCAGCAACAGCAACAACAGCAACAUCAGCAGCAGCAACAGCAGGCCACCCAAUCCUCCCACUUGCAGAACCAAAAUGUCCAGAAUCAGAUGCAACAGCGCAGCGAGAGCAUCUACGGGAUGAGAGGCUCCAUGCGGGGACAGCAACAGCCCCUCCAGCAGCAGCAGCAGCAGCUUCAGCAGCCACAGCCCGUCGUGGGAGUGCAGCAGCAGCAAUUACAGCAGCCGCCUCCACAACUGAUGCCCGAUCCUCUCCAGCAGCAGCAGCAGCAGCCGCAGGGCUUCCAACCUGUGUAUGGCACCCGGACGAACCCCACGCCCAUGGACGGCAGCCAUAAGUACGAUCGACGGGAUCCACAGCAGCAGCUGUAUGGCGUAACAGGACCCAGGAAUCGUGGACAAUCGGCUCAGUCGGACGACAGCUCCUACGGCUCGUAUCAUGGAUCGGCAGUCACACCGCCGGCACGUCAUCCCAGUGUGGAGCCAUCGCCACCUCCGCCACCCAUGCUGAUGUAUGCCCCGCCUCCACAGCCCAAUGCCGCUCAUCCGCAACCCAUUCGCACGCAGUCGGAGCGGAAGGUGAGUGCACCCGUUGUGGUGUCACCGGCAACCUCUGCCGUGACCUACACAACCUCGCAGGGACCAGUGAUGGCAACCCAACAGCAGCAGCAACAGCAACAGCAGCAACAGCAGCAGCAGCAACAGCAAAUGAUGAUGCAGCAACAGCAGCAGCAACAUUAUGGAAUGCUGCCGCUUAGGCCCAACUGAAAGCGGCUGUCUUGGGGUCCGGUGACCACGCCGCCACCGGCGGGGCUGCACGCCCUCGCCAUACACCCCGCGGGCACAAUGACCCUGCACCGCUGCAGUCUAGCCAAGCAGAGCAGUUUGUUUUAGUCGUAACAUAGGUAGUCCUAGAAGCAUCCAACGGGCAUCGCAUCCAAAGGAAAUGUACGCAAGUCUCAGCCCUUAGUCUAGCCGAAUCCUAGUUUAGAUACGUAUUUAGAUGUAGGCAAGAUGCAGCAUAGCCACAUUGUAUUAUCCAGAGCCAGAGCGCUACGACGAGGAAGGAACUCGCACACCUAGCAGCAGACAACGAUGCGCUGAAGCAUAGCACAUUUAGCUAUAAGUGACU
This is a messenger RNA of Drosophila serrata, 2464 nucleotides long. RefSeq names its product MIP channel family protein big brain (gene bib). Gene Ontology annotation, molecular function: water channel activity. Gene Ontology annotation, biological process: water transport; transmembrane transport. NCBI's taxonomy places the organism in Eukaryota, Metazoa, Arthropoda, Insecta, Diptera, Drosophilidae. Gene Ontology annotation, cellular component: plasma membrane. The record is from RefSeq and is a predicted model, not a curated record.